Molecule: messenger RNA, 628 nt
Organism: Salvia hispanica
Lineage: Eukaryota; Viridiplantae; Streptophyta; Magnoliopsida; Lamiales; Lamiaceae
Product: hydroxyproline-rich glycoprotein family protein
Source: RefSeq, a predicted model, not a curated record
CCCAUUUCUCCCACACAUCGUCUCAAUUCAUUCUCUCUCAAUUCCAUUCCACCGCCAUAGCCAUAGCUGCUUGCACCUCGAAUGAGGGGAGUGGUGACUUCAUCAACUCAUACAAUCACACAAUUAGAGCAUGGAGAGUCCAUACCACGGUGGUGCGCCGGUUACCAGCCACGGCGGAGGUUCACGCCCUUCUCUAGGCUUCCCUCUCGGCACAGCUCUGUUGCUGGUCGUCAUUUUCAGCCUCAGUGGCAUCUUCUCCUGCUGCUACCACUGGGACAAACUCCGCCGCACUCUCUCCCUCGAUUCCGCCGACAUCGAGGCCGAUGCUGAUCUCAAGCCGAAACCCCCAAACACGGAUGUGAAUCGGAAGGAGAAUCAGAGCUUGCCUGUGAUAAUGCCGGGAGAUAAUGUUCCGAAAUUCAUAGCAUUACCGUGCCCGUGCCAGCCGCCGCGGCAGGGGAGCGUCGUGGUGGAGGUGGAGAAACCGCCGGCGAAGCCGCCGCAUAUCGCCGUGCCGUUCUACUGAAGUAAGGGCCGCCGCGAUCGAAUCCAAUCCAUUCCUUAGUGUAUAGAUUUUUAGAGUUCGAUUAAAUUUAUAUAUGGACGUUUACUCCUUUUUUUUGCUGCU